Molecule: messenger RNA, 995 nt
Organism: Vairimorpha ceranae
Lineage: Eukaryota; Fungi; Microsporidia; Nosematidae
Product: e3 ubiquitin-protein ligase ptr1 + rna transporter 1
Exons: 1
Molecular function (GO): ubiquitin-protein transferase activity
Source: RefSeq, a predicted model, not a curated record
AAAAUUUUAUUCAAAAAAAGAAGUAUUAUAUAUUGAUUUAAAUUGCGAAUAUAGGCAUCUGUCAGCUAAUCAUAAUUUUGUUACAGUGGAUAGAAAAAAUAUAUUAAAAAGUUCAUUUAAUAGUCUAAAAAACGUAGAUUUGAAUUGUUUGAGAGCUAACAACGUUUAUAUUAGUUUUAAAGAUGAGAUAGGCCAAGAUGUGGGAGGGUUGAGUAGAGACUGGUUAAACUCAGUACUAAAAUCGUUAUUAGAUAAUGGCGCAGGAUUAUUUGUACAAGCUUCUAGUUAUCCAGGUAAUAUUAUUCCAAAAUGCUUGGCGCAAGACAAUUAUUCUAAUCUUAUCUAUUAUAAAUUCUUAGGUAGAUUAUUGGGUCUGUUGAUAGUUAAAAAACAUAAUUAUAAUAUCCAAUUUGAAAAAUUGAUAUAUAAAAAAAUUUUAAAUAUACCGUGUACAAUAUCUGAUUAUUGUGCCGCAGAUUCAGAGUUUUUCAAUAAUCUUGUUAAAUUAAAAAGUUGUGAAGAAGCUUUGUUUGAAUUUACUGCAAGUUCAGGUAAAGAAUUACUUAAAGGAGGUCAAAAUAUUAAAGUCGUAAAAGACAACGUAAAUCUUUACAUUGUAUUAACGUUAUUGGAUAAAUAUGAAGCAUCAAUAAAUACGGCUGUUGAGUACAUUAAGGAGGGAUUUUAUGACAUAAUACCUCAAAAAUUUCUUAGUAAUUGGAAUGCUGAUGAACUAGAAUUGUUACUUUGUGGUAAAGAAUUGAUUGACAUUAGUUACUGGAAAAGACAUACACAAUAUGAAGGAUAUUUACCAAAUGAUAAAGUCAUUGUAUGGUUUUGGGAAUAUGUAGAAACAUUAUCGGAUGAAGGCCGAUCUCGUUUAUUAAAUUUUGUAACCGCAUGCACCCGUAUUUCAGCUGAUAGAUCAAAUUCGGAUUCUGGUAGACAAGUAAACGAGGAUAGAAUUAUGACCAUUAGUAGGGUUAAUAAUGAAU